This is a messenger RNA of Culex pipiens pallens (northern house mosquito), 11837 nucleotides long. It is a transcript of the gene Hecw, whose product is annotated as E3 ubiquitin-protein ligase HECW2. Lineage: Eukaryota; Metazoa; Arthropoda; Insecta; Diptera; Culicidae. Bases 785 to 4756 code for a protein of 1323 amino acids. Gene Ontology annotation, molecular function: ubiquitin-protein transferase activity; protein binding. Gene Ontology annotation, biological process: regulation of dendrite morphogenesis. The record is from RefSeq and is a predicted model, not a curated record. The transcript has 7 exons.
UUUUGGCGUCUCUGCCAGCACCGGUAUGCUGUCAGUCACACGUUUGUUUACACCGGCAAGUUCGUGUCGCUACACGAGCAGCACGCGGUCGCUCCUCGGCUGUGUGCGUGUCAUCGCACACCAUGAUUGUGUGCGUGCUGCUUGCGCAAAGUGUCAAACUUUUGACAGACUUUGUUGUCAGAGAGCGGACGAAUUUUUCUUUUGUCGUCAUCAGUGAGAUUUUCUUUGGGGCUUUUCAUUGUUCGCAAUCCUCGGAGGCUGCUGAAUUGUCGUGAAAAUAGGUGUAAAAUUGUGCUUUCAAACAGUGAUAAACGGUGAUUGAUAAUAGAAACCAUGACGGGCUCUUGUAGAUAAGAUAAAGCAUGUUGUGAUACUUUUGAGUUCGACCAAAGAAAAUCUGGAAAAGUGCAGUCAAUUUCCAUCAUUCUUAUCGACAUAAGGCAUACUUAAUGGGGCGGAAGUCUCCGUGGUGUCUGCAGAUUCAUCGAUUUUUCGCAUCCUUUAUCGCGGCUCGGGUGCCGUUGACCAGCCGUGUUUCCGGAAGUAGCUCAAAUUAGUAAGCAAGACCAGAGUUAAGGCGACUCGUGAAAUGUCGUGACUUUAAUGAGUGCAGACAAACUGUCGCCAGUGCUGCUAGGUCGAAAGUAGAGUAACACGACGACAUGGCAGAACAGAAAAUCGAAACCACGACGACGGCGGUGGCUGUGGUUCUGGCAGAAAUGAUGAACGAUUGUAGCUAGAAAAGUGUGUUUUUUUUUGGAAUAGCAACGGGGUUUAAUUCAUAAUGAGCUCAUGUGAUGAAACGGAGGCAUCUCCCGCUUUAUUGAGUGUGGAAAGCUUUGCCUCCGUACCUCCCGAAUCCUACGAUGAUCUGGAGGGAGCUGUCGGGACUUCCGAGGAGUGCGUUCUUGAAGUGGCUAGUGGUGGGGAGAACCUCAAACAGACCGACGAUGACGAGGAGGAAGAGGAACCGCCUGAGUUUAAAAACCAAGACGAUUUCCCACCCACACCGUACGAAGAGUGUCUCGAUCUAAAUGCGUUCGAAGUGCUCGCCAAACAGGAACAGCAGGAAUCUCAGGCCAGAUUAAAGCAGCAGCAGCAGGAUUCCACUAGUCUUAACUAUAUUGAUGGCGUUCCAUCCCCAGCACGUGACCAUUGCGCCACUAGUAAAAUUUCAUCAACUUGUUGUUCAGCUACUUCUCCGACAUCUAACAAUGGCCACCACGGAGACUCGUGCGGAUCGUCCAAUUCAUCGGCACCCUGCUCGGGCGUUCGUCGGAAAGCCAAGGUCAAACCAACUUCCCAGGAAGAGCCAGUAUCGAACGGUACAAAGAAGAAGGUCCGUCCCAAUGGAUCCGUAAAGUCGUCACCCUCGCAGGAUUACCUCCAUAUAUGGGCCGCUGCAACCGCUACGGCUGAAGAACCAGACAGCCAGGUCGUCAGCCCAACCAUUCAAAUUCAUCGACCGCUGGAGCGAUCUUGGCCACCGAAGCAAUCUCGCAAACAGCAGGUCGGUUCGCAAUCGCAAGGUGCGGAGGAAUUUUCGUUCGAUAUCAUCGAUACGGAUGAACAAAGCUAUGGGAAUGAGCAGGAGUCGGUGGGUGCCGCUGCGGUAGAAUUUUCUCCCGGUGAGUUCUUCGAGCAGAAUCCCAAGCAGGUGCGCCACGAGAAGGUGGUUCGAGUGAUCAAGCAACCUUUAGAAGGGAUUAUUGAGAGCGCUCCGCUGGCCACGCCCGAGACGGACGGGAGCUUGUCAGAGCACACUCCACUUCGACUGGGAAGGUUGGAUCGGAACGCCAAUCCCGACAUUGAGACUGUCAGCGAAGACGCUGAGCCAAGUGCCAGUAAUGUUGCGAAGCUUCCGCUGAGGAAAACUGUUGUUUGCCCAGAGUAUAGCUUUCCGGAGCAGCAGGAACAACAGCCUGGAUGCUCCGGCGAGACUGUUCCAAUUAGAAUUAGUAGUAGUGUUAAACCGCAUAGGCCAUUGACGCGGGCAUUAUCCAACGGGAAGACCAAGCAGACAAUGAAUGGUCCGAUCAUCUCCGGAGACUUUUUGAUGGCUGAACCGAUCAAAGCUACACACAUAAUAUUUCCUAUUCAAAACUUGUCACCACACGCGAGGAGUCCGCCUUCUGGAUCAUCUACCCGAUCUGGAUCACCGCUGGAACACUCCCCGGAUCGAUCAUCUCCGGUCAUAAUGCAUCCAAAACCAAUACGGCCACAGCCUCGCCCCCUAACAAGAGUCGGCUGUGGUCGUAGUGAUCCAAUCUGCCCUCCAACGCCGACGCACCAUGCCAGAAGGUUACGCGUUCUUGCCGACAACUUUGGUCCUCCGGAUUUGCGACACAAUACGGUUGCCGAACAGCCCCUGUCUCCGGAAACUCGAUACAACGAACUCGUGGCCAUAACUGGAAGUCGCGUCGAUCAGUUGCGGGUCGCGGAAGGUCGAGAAGAUGAAGCGGAAACGGAUUCGCCGAUGAGACAUCUGACCAGUACAAGACUUCCGUCGAUACCGGAACGAGCUCGUGGGAUUUUGGCGGAACCGGAAGAGCCGCUUCCCCCUGCAUGGGAAGCUCGGAUGGACAGCCACGGACGGAUCUUUUACAUUGAUCAUGCUUCGAGAACCACUUCGUGGCAGCGUCCAGGAGCGCAUUCUGGGCUGUCUGGCCCGGAUCAGCAUCGUCAACAGCUUGAUCGUCGUUACCAGUCCAUAAGGAGAACGAUCUACGACCGACGGGAUGCUGGAAAUCGAAGUCCUCCACGGUUCGGAUUCGAGAACAUCAACCCACGGCAGGGUGCAUCAGCGAUCGCCGUAGCAGUCAACGCCGCUCAAAUCGAAAAUCUCCAGCUUGAUCGUGCUGCCCAUCCAGCACUGCUGAUGAUCUGUCGGCCCGACUUCUACUCCAUGCUACACACCAACACGGACGCCAUUCAGAUCUACAAUCGCAACUCGGCGCUCAAGCACAUGGUAUCGCGUGUCCGACGGGAUCCGACCUGCUUCGGACGGUACCAGCACAAUCGGGACCUUGUUGCGCUGGUUAAUUGUUUUGCUGCACCCGAUAAGGACAUUCCUUCCGGGUGGGAAACCAAAAUGGAUCAGAGUGGCAAGCAGUUCUUCAUCGAUCACGUUAAUCGUCGGACGUCGUUCAUGGAUCCUCGGAUGCCUACGGACUGUCCGCGAGCUCGGCACCGCCCGGAACAGCUGAUUGCGACUACCGUAGCUCCCAUUGACGUAGCGCCGGCUCCACCACCCAGGCCACCCGCCUUGCCUCGGCUGAGCAUCGGAUCGCCGGAGAUUCCGGUAGCAUACAAUGACAAGGUCGUCGCCUUCCUGCGCCAACCCAACAUCCUGGAGAUUCUCCGCGAGCGACACGGAGCGGCCGCCUGCUCGCGGAAUCUUCGCGAAAAAAUCAACUCCAUUCGGGUGGAGGGAACGGCGGCGCUGGACCGGCUCAGUCAUGACCUUCAGCUGACGAUCCUGCUGAGCCUGUUCGAGAACGAGAUUAUGAGCUACAUCCCGGUGGAGGCUCGCAGUACCCAGGGUUCACCCAAUCUCAACAACACGUCGCGCGUGCCCCAGCGCGCUCCACCCCCCUUCCGGCGCGACUUUGAGGCCAAGCUGCGCACCUUCUACCGCAAACUGGAGUCCAAGGGCUUUGGCCAGGGACCGCACAAACUGAAACUCCACAUCCGCCGGUCGCACCUCCUGGAGGACGCCUUCCGGCGCAUCAUGUCCGCCAACAAGAAGGAUCUGCAGCGGGGGCGCCUCGCCGUUCUGUGGGACACCGAGGAGGGCCUCGACUACGGUGGACCCUCGCGAGAGUUCUUCUUCCUGCUGUCGCGCGAGCUGUUCAACCCGUACUACGGCCUGUUUGAGUACUCGGCGAACGAUACCUACACGGUGCAGGUUUCGCCACUUUCGGCCUUUGUGGACAACAGUCACGAUUGGUUCCGAUUUAGUGGUCGAGUGCUUGGGUUAGCGCUGGUGCACCAGUAUCUGCUGGAUGCGUUCUUCACAAGGCCGUUCUAUAAGGCGCUGCUGCGACUUCCGGUGGCUUUAAGCGAUCUGGAAUCGUUGGACAACGAGUUCCACCAGUCGCUGCAGUGGAUACGGGACAACGACAUUGGUUCCGGGGUGUCACUCGGACUGACGUUCUGCGUGACGGAGGAGUUGCUGGGGAGGGUCGUCGAGCGGGAGUUGAAACCUGGCGGAAAGAACAUUCCGGUGACAGAGAAGAACAAGCGUGAGUACUUGGAGCGCAUGGUCAAGUGGCGGCUGGAGCGGGGCGUCCAAGAGCAGACGGAAUCGCUGGUGCGUGGCUUCUAUGAAGUCGUUGAUCCGCGGUUGGUGUCCGUGUUUGACGCUCGCGAGCUGGAGCUGGUCAUCGCCGGCACGGCGGAAAUUGAUCUCAACGAUUGGCGGAUAAACACCGAGUACCGAAGCGGCUAUCACGACGGCCACCAGGUCAUCGUCUGGUUCUGGCACGUGAUUGAAAAGUUCUCCAACGAGCAGCGGUUACGAUUGCUCCAGUUCGUAACGGGAACCUCUAGCAUCCCCUACGAAGGAUUCGCCGCGCUGCGAGGUUCGACCGGUCCCCGGCGGUUCUGCAUCGAAAAGUGGGGCAAACCGAACGCCCUGCCGCGCGCCCACACCUGCUUCAACCGGCUGGACCUGCCGCCGUAUCCAACGCCGGACAUUCUGUACGAAAAGCUGCUGCUCGCCGUCGAGGAAACCAACACGUUCGGAAUUGAGUAGCUAACUUCCGGCGAACUGCUCUGGCUCAGCCGGAGCGAUGUCCUGUUCUACUAUCUGUUACUGUUUCUGUUUUAUAGUGUAUUUAUUUUCUACUUUUUCAAGAUUUUAAUCGUACAACUGUUGUGAAGAAAACGAAACGAAAGAAAAAAUAGGUGAGGAAAUCGUGGAACACGCAUGUGAACUGAAACUGAAACAACCUUACAAAAAAUGCAUUUAUACAACCCACACCUAACCGAUUUCGCGAUGGCUAAAAAAAGCAGCGGUGGACGAGAGAGGGAAUUAAAGCGCAGCGAUGAGUUAUUGGGUUAGUGUUGCGAAUCGAGCUCCGAACUAGCGGUCGUGGUAGCAUUUGCUUUUAAUUUAUUGGAAUUAUUGGUUAACUUUUGAACUACAUAAAAAUGGAAUUUGACUGACUGGCUUACUAACGAAAAAAAUAACUCACCCAAAGUGGGAUGGUGGUUUGUUUUCCACACCGUUUAACCUUCCUCACUUUACUGAGGAAAGGCAAUAAAAUCACUCGAAAAUUGAACUUCCUCAAUACACCUCCUAGAUAUAUCUUCACGUGUACUUAUCGAAUCAGAAUCGAAUUCUGAGCAAAUGUUUUUGGGGAUGUGUGUAAACAUAAUUUCUUUUCCACACGAUUAUCUCAGAACUAGCUGAACUGAUUUUGGCCGGAUUAUCCUUAUUUGGUCCGUUGUGGGGUCUAGACUCUAUUGAAAACUAUUCAGUUUACAAAUGGCAUAACCUCAAAAGACCGGGUCUUUUUGGUUGAGCGCGAGAUGCUCGCAAGAUGCGGUUGCCACAUUGCUUCAAAUGAAAGUCUGCAUUUUUUUUUUGAAAAGUCUAUAACAGGUAAAUUUUUUUAUUCAUAAAAUUAUUUUUAUCAGGUCCUUUUCAGAGCUGCGAUCUGGUUUUGAAUGAGUCGGCCUUAGAAAUUAAAUUAAAUUAAUUUAUACAUGCGAGGAAGGCACCAACCACCUUAAUGGUGGAUUAAAAAACUUUUUUAUUUGUGUUAGUGCCCUGAACCUACUACCCCAUAAAUAAAUCCCAUAGUUUCAUUAUGGCGACAAGUUAUCAGACCGACAUUUGCCAUAACUUAGUCUGGCAUUUAGUCAACAGAAGGUUUAAAAUCAAAAUGUUUUUUUUUUAAAGAUAUGACAGCUGUUUGUUUCAUCUCACAAAAAGAGAGAGCAAGAAAAAAAAUCAAUAAAUAAAAUAAUUAUUUACCUAAAAUAUUUCUUAAAUUUUUAAUAGAUAUUUUUGCAAUAAGGUAACCUUUUUGGGGCUAAACGACCCAAAAUAAGAAAACGUUAAAAGUAGGGAUUCAAUCAUCCGGUACCCGAGCAUGGGUAAAUAACAAGGGAAAUGCGUAAUAAUACCUUUCUCUGGUAUUAAUACCAAAUUUUAGUAUUCCUGGACCCUUUAAAAUAUGUCUUAAAAAUUAUGCAAGAGCAAUAUGUGGUAUCAUACCAAUUUAAGGUAUUGUUUUGAUAUUGCAAAAUUGCAGAAUUUGUCAAUGGUUGAACACCACAUUUUGGUAUUAUUUUGGUAUCAAAGUGUUUUAUCAAAUUCAUCUGAAACUAUGGGAAAAUUUUGGCCAAUUUUGACAAAAUAAUUAAUUUUGCGCUAAAAUGAUGUCUCAAAGCGAAUGCCUUCAUUUAAAACCGGAAAUUUCAAAUUUGAUUUUAAACAUUUUUGAUAUACCCCCUAAAGAAUUGACUUGAAAUUGUGGAAAAUUUUCUACGUCAGGAUGGCACAUUUUGGUAUUAUUUUGGUAUUAAAGUGUUUUAUCAAAUUCCUCUGAAACUAUGGGAAAAUUUUGACCAAUAUUGACAAAAUAAUUUGUUUUGCGCUAAAAUGAUGUCUCAAAGCAAAUGCUUUCAUUAAAAAUCGGAAAUUUCAAACUUGAUUUUUGGUAUUAUUUUGGUUUCAUCAAAUUCCUCUGAAACUAUUUUUUUUAUUUUAUAAAUUCGACAAGAUAAUGCAUUUUUAAUUGACUUGAAACCCAAAAAUGUUAAUGCUGAUUUUCAUAUUUUUUUUAUAUACCCACAAAGAUUUUUUUUAAAGUGUUGAAAUUUAACAAAGUUGGGAUAACCAAUUACUUUGAAAAACGAGUUAAUCAGAUUAGAUCAGAUUAUUGAAUUUUGGUGAAUUUCAAUCCUUAUUUUUCAAUCUUGUUAUUUUUCAGAAUCUUCGUGAACUUCAAGUGAACUUCAAGCACAGGCCGUUCAUCAAUGACAAAUGAAUUCGAUGUGGUGAAGAAUAUCACUAAGAACAACAUGGAAUCAUCAGGUGAGUAGAUUUGGCUGUUGCAUAUGGAUCAUUUCCGUUUUUUAAUAAUUGCAACUGCUGCACUAAAAAUGGUAUGAAAAUACCAAAUUUUGGUAUUUUUUGUGCAAAUACCAGCGACCAAAAUGUGCUCUUGGUUGCCAAGUAAUAGAUGGUAAAAUACCAUGAAAUCAUACCAAAAUCAUGUAUGUGGAAGACCACAGGAAUACCAAAAUCUGAUUUUCCAAGGGCGCGGGAAUACCUAAAAAUAAAACCAUGGUAAUACCAAGUUUUGGUAUUCAAGCAAUGUUCAAUAAUCCAGAAGACCUCAACUUGGUUUUGAAAUGAUUUUAUUUUGAGGUAUUAUUUUACCCUUGGAAUAACAUGGUUUGGUAUUGUUGUGCCCUUCCACAUACAAGACUUUGGUAUGAUUUCAUGGUAUUUUACCAUCUAUUACUGGGCAACCAAGGGCAAUUUUGGUCCCUGUUAUUUGCCCAAGUAAUACCAAAAAUUGGUAUUCCCGUGUUAUUUACCCCUGCUCGGGUAGGGGUAGGCGUGGUUGCCUCUCACCAAGUCGGCUUGGGAUGGUCCCGAUGGCAUUUUUCGAUACGAGAUUUGUCUGACCACGCCUUCCGUCGGAUGGGGAAUUAAGUGUUAGCUCCGGUCUAUCCUAGAGGUUAGGUCGUUAGCUCAGUACAGGUGUAGGAGUCGUCUCCCUGGGUCCUGUCUCGGUGGAGUCGCUGGUUGGCAGUUGUACUUACAAUCCAAAGGUCGUCAGUUCGAAUCCCAGGGUGGAUGGAAUCUUAGGUGUAAAAAGAGGUUUGCAAUUGCCUCAACAAUCAAGCCUUCGGACACUUAGUUUCGAUUAGGAAUCUCGCAAUCGAGAACGCCAAGGCAAUGCUGUAGAGCGGAAUGUUUUUUUUUUUUUAAUCUUUUACAUCGAAUCUUCGGAUUAUCGAAUCAAAAACAAGAAAAAUGCUUCGUGUUUUUUUUUUAUUUUCAUACUUUUAACAUCAAAAUUCGAGUUCUGCGACCCUAUUUAAAUAAAAAUUGAAUAGUUGAUUGCCUAUAAACAUGAACAUGAACAUGAGAGAUCACCCAUGGUUGCCCCUCCGUUGCUGAACAGAACCGUAAUAUCCUUUCAGCACUACUGAUUAUAUGCUUCGACGAUCUAGUGGUGUUUCCCUUAUCAACAGCAUGUAUGAAUGCGCUGAAAAGAUAAAACACCAUGAUUGCUAAAGCUAGAUCAGUUGCGAAUAGGUAACAGUCAUUGGCCACCAACGGCGCCCGCCAUGUCAGUUUGUAGAUCUCGAUUUUAAGGGACGGGAAUGUUAGUUAGCGCAGGUUGCUACUAGGGCAGCUGAUUUACUCUGUGCUUACACCCCACAAGCGCCAGGAACCUGAAAAUUUGUUAGUAGGAUAGGGUGUUUGGUCAGGAUUCACCAUAGAAGAUGAUGAUGCGACCCAAAAUCAUAGUGUUUGUUGAAAGGUAUUAUGUUUUAAUCUCAAGGCAAGCAAUCGGAUGCUGCGGAUGAGUCAUUUCCCGUUUAUCGGCUGUUAACUUUUAAUUGAAAUGGAUUUAUCUUAGACAGCCGGCUGUGGAAAGAUAGAAUUGAAUAGUUGAUUGCCUAUAAAAUUACAAUAGUUGAUUGCCUAUAAAAUUACAAAACUAUUGUUUUCAAUAUGUUAUUACCGCCACUUUGGUCGCCAUCUUGGAUUUGAAAAGUCUAAAUCAAUUUAGAGUAGGGGAACAACAUCUAAUUCCAGCGUGCCUCUAAUGUUGGCAGGUCAGAACUAUGACAUCCAAUUAAAGCUAAUUAAAAGCGUUUUCAUCUGAUAUCGAGUGAUAAAUAGCUCAAUAAGAAGUGAGCAAGCAAGUUUCUAUCAAUAGUUUUGCAAAAUUAGUUGUUUAAAUAGUGAAAAUCAGCAAAUUGGAUGGAGUUAGGAGCGAUUGCUUAACCUGCCAAACAUACGAGAAUUUCCCCUAGUUAAGCUCGACAAUGAAAAAAAAACAUCAAAAAAAAAAAUGUGAUUCGUUCAUCCGAAAUAUUCGAUUAUCCGAAGUGAUUUUUUUUCCAAGGCCUCCGGACAAUCGAGUCUGGACUGUAUUAUAAUGUUGUUGAAAAAAGGUUCGGUUUACUUUGAACAUGUUUUCAAAUGUAAAAAUCCCUUUUCUCAUGAUGCACUAAACAAGAAACUUGGACUUUCUAACUUAUUAAACAUAUUUUCACAUAACAAUCAAUUGAAAAACAAUCAAUCCAUAAACUUUCCACAAAUCGUGAUCGACCGUUCAGACCGCGUGCAAACUCUCACGUUCACACCCGAGCCCGAUAAAUUUCCAUCGCAAAACAACGCCGUCCCUUAAUCGCCGAUUAAGUGUCAUAAAUUGAGUCACCAGAACCGUUUAAUCUGUUCUGUUUAUCGCGAUAAGAUCGAUUCCCUCUCUCUCGCACCGUCCAGCCUUGAUUCAGCACGAGCACGACGAUUCCGCGAGGCUUUACCAUAAAAUGCUAUGCAAACGAGGUAAACAUCAAAGAGUGCAUUAGAAGACAGCGCUCACUUGGAUGUUGUUGGAAACUGGUUUUGGUUCACGCGAUUAAACCGCUGCAAUUAAAUUGUUCACAGCAGUUUACAUCAAACAAGAGGGAACUGUUCAUUAGCCUGUCCCAUUUUGAGGUCAUGUCGAGGAAUUUCAGGUGCUCACUUCUUAAAUGAUAGAUUAUGAUGUUAGGAACAAUGUUUUCUUAGACAAGAAAAAAUAAUAAAAUACUUUCUCGCACCCCCUAGUCGAUUUACUGAAAAAUGUCACUUUUUUGAACAAAUUUUCUAAAAUCGCUUGGAAUCAAUACAAAAACUGAUUCGAUCUGGUGAGUAUUAUCUUCAAACGAUAGGUUUUUGUCCAUAGAUUAAGAUGCACUAUCAAUAUUGGACCAAAAUCUAAGUUUUUGGACUCUCCCAGGCGGAUUUAUGUCGAAAAAAUCGCAUUUUUUUGAAACUUUUUUCAGAAAUGCUCAUUUAAUUUAGGGUAGUCUAUUUUUCCCAGUAAAACCAAUACAUGCAGCUUGUAGGAAAUUUCAUGGCGAACAUUUUUCCCUCUGAGAAAAUGCAAUUUCGACACUCCAGAGCCGAGAUAUUUGAGUUUUAGUGAGGAAAAAAGUGCCAAUUUUCAAAAUUUCUCAGAAUUCAGAAGCAAGGCCUAUUAAUUACCCGAUGUUGCAAGCAUGUAUCGCAAAGGUCAGGGUAUGCUUUCUUAUAGUAAUUUUGGCCGCUGAAUCCGAAUCUGAAAUCAAAUUUCGUGUAAACAGUGAUGUUUUGUAGCUACACCCUUUUGGAAUGUUAUUUGCGUAAUUAAAUCGCUGCCAUUCAAAUUGCUUGCAAGUUCGGUCAUACUUUUCUCGGUUUUCGUUCCACUUUGAUUGAUUUUUUACUUACAGAUCUGUUAAAUGUUUUUUACGUUUUGAUUAUCUUAAGCAAUUCGAAAAAUCGCAUAUUGUUAUUUGGUGGUGGCUUAGGGACUAUCCAUAAACCACGUGGACCCCCUCCUCCCCAAUUUCCAUACAAAACAAAUCUUUUUGAUAUGGAGAGUGGAAAAUCGCUGAAUCAAAGUGGUAUUUACGAAAACCGAAAAAAGUAUGACCGAACUUGCAAGCAAUUUGAAUGGCAGCGAUUUAAUCACGCAAAUAACAUUCCAAAAGGGUGUAGCUACAAAACAUCACUGUUUACACGAAAUUUGAUUUCAGAUUCGGAUUCAGCGGCCAAAAUUACUAUAAGAAAGCAUACCCUGACCUUUGCGACACAUGCUUGCAACAUCGGGUAAUUAGUAGGCCUUGCUUCUGAAUUCUGAGAAAUUUUGAAAAUUGGCACUUUUUUCCUCACUAAAACUUAAAUAUCUCGGCUCUGGAGUGUCGAAAUUGCAUUUUCUCAGAGGGAAAAAUGUUCGCCAUGAAAUUUCCUACAAGCUGCAUGUAUUGGUUUUACUGGGAAAAAUAGACUACCCUAAAUUAAAUGAGCAUUUCUGAAAAAAGUUUCAAAAAAAUGCGAUUUUUUCGACAUAAAUCCGCCUGGGAGAGUCCAAAAACUUAGAUUUUGGUCCAAUAUUGAUAGUGCAUCUUAAUCUAUGGACAAAAACCUAUCGUUUGAAGAUAAUACUCACCAGAUCGAAUCAGUUUUUGUAUUGAUUCCAAGCGAUUUUAGAAAAUUUGUUCAAAAAAGUGACAUUUUUCAGUAAAUCGACUAGGGGGUGCGAGAAAGUAUUUUAUUAUUUUUUCUUGUCUAAGAAAACAUUGUUCCUAACAUCAUAAUCUAUCAUUUAAGAAGUGAGCACCUGAAAUUCCUCGACAUGACCUCAAAAUGGGACAGGCUACUGUUCAUUGAUUGGGAAUAAUUUUAAUACACGCUGAAAAAACCGCAAGCAAAAUAGAGCAAUCCAAAAACCCAGUAGCAACUUAACCAAUAGAAGAAGGAAAAAAUAGUCGUACCAUGUUAGAACAAGUCUGAUGCACACCAGAAGAACUAAAUACACGGAGAAAAUUAAUAUCACACACUAAACACUUCAACCAGCAAGCAAAAACAACAGUACACACAGUGAAAACAGUCUUUAAGGGGAGAUUAACUUUGCCAUAUAGGGUUAUUUUUUUCACUGUUUGAUUUUUUAUAAUUUUUGUUUUUAAGAUAUCGUAAAACCCUUUCAAUCAAUUGUUGUACACAUCAUGGAGAAUGUUUGGUGAAAAUAUGAACAAUUUUGGGGGUCAUCCAUAGAAACUGGGUGGUCGAUAAACGACGUACUUUUGGUAUUUUGAUAUUAACUCGUAUC